AUGGACCCUACCGUACUCAUAGUGGUUGGUAUGGCCGGCUCUGGAAAGACCACAUUUACGCAGCGUCUCUAUUCCCAUGCGUCAUACAUACAGAAGAGAACACCGUUUGUUAUUAAUCUAGAUCCUGCCGUUUUGGAAGUGCCCUUUCCUUGUGACGUUGACAUCAGAGAUACGCUCGAAUAUAAGGAUGUAAUGGAGAGUGCCCGUUUUGAUCUUGUUCUUGAGCAGCUGGCUUCCCUGUCCACUGCUUCUACUCAGGUAGAGAAAAACAAUCCGAUCAAAGGAGACGUGGCGAUUGAGGAACACAAGGCUGUUGAUGGAGGCGAUGCCAUCGAAAAAAAUCACUUUGAAGACGAUGGUAGCGGCUAUGAAAAUCCUCGGCAUGUUUCGUUGGCCAUUGUAGACACGCCUGGACAAAUUGAAGUGUUUACUUGGUCUGCCUCUGGAACUAUUAUUACCGAGUCUAUUGCUGCUAACCACCCCACUGUCCUUGUAUAUGUUGUUGAUACUCCCCGUUGCGUCUCAAAUCCGGCCACUUUUAUGUCCAAUAUGCUCUACGCCUGCUCAAUACUGUACAAAACCCGUCUCCCUCUUUUGGUUGUCCUCAACAAAACAGACGAGCAGUCCGAUGCCCCCAUCCGGGAAUGGAUGUUAGACUAUGAAGCCUUUCAGGAUGCCCUUCGUCAUCCCUCAAAUGUGGAACGGUCCUCGGACUCAUUUAUGAAUUCGAUGCUCCAUUCCAUGAGCUUGGUUCUUGAGGAAUUCUAUUCUACGUUAAAUGUAAUUGGAUUGUCCUCGUAUUCGGGGGAUGGUUUUGACGGGUUUAUGGAUGCCGUGGAUAGAGCUAAAGAGGAGUAUUUUUCUGGAUACCGGAGCAUACUUGAUGCGAGAAAGGCCGAGCAGCAGCUAAUCAAUCGCAUGUCUAAAAAGCGGAAAAUCGAGCAGGCUCUAAAACGCCCUUGGUGUUGGUUUUGCGAGCGGGAUUUUGAUGACGAAAAGGUUCUAAUCCUACAUCAAAAAGCAAAACACUUCAAAUGCCCAACGUGCCACCGUAAGCUGAACACAGCCCAGGGAAUGUUUGUGCAUAUGGCACAGGUGCAUAAAGAGACUAUCACAAAGUUUGGCUUGAAAUCCUUUUUUUAG
Molecule: messenger RNA, 1143 nt
Organism: Mitosporidium daphniae
Lineage: Eukaryota; Fungi; Microsporidia
Exons: 4
Coding region: 1-1143 (380 amino acids)
Molecular function (GO): GTPase activity
Source: RefSeq, a predicted model, not a curated record